Molecule: messenger RNA, 2425 nt
Organism: Suncus etruscus (white-toothed pygmy shrew)
Lineage: Eukaryota; Metazoa; Chordata; Mammalia; Eulipotyphla; Soricidae
Gene: STK24
Product: serine/threonine kinase 24
Biological process (GO): protein phosphorylation
Molecular function (GO): ATP binding; protein kinase activity
Source: RefSeq, a predicted model, not a curated record
CCAGCGCCAUGGCCCACUCCCCGGUGCAGGCGGGCCUGCCGGGCAUGCAGAACCUGAAGGCAGACCCCGAGGAGCUGUUCACAAAGCUGGAGAAAAUCGGGAAGGGCUCGUUCGGGGAAGUAUUCAAGGGCAUCGACAAUCGGACGCAGAAGGUGGUGGCCAUCAAGAUCAUAGACCUGGAGGAGGCCGAGGACGAGAUUGAGGACAUCCAGCAGGAGAUCACGGUGCUGAGCCAGUGCGACAGUCCCUAUGUCACCAAGUACUACGGCUCUUACCUGAAGGACACAAAGCUAUGGAUAAUAAUGGAGUACCUGGGUGGAGGCUCGGCCCUCGACCUGGUGAUCCCUGGGCCCCUGGAUGAGACGCAGAUCGCCACGAUCCUACGGGAGAUCCUGAAGGGGCUGGACUACCUGCAUUCGGAGAAGAAGAUCCACCGAGACAUCAAGGCGGCCAACGUCCUGCUGUCAGAACAUGGUGAGGUAAAGCUGGCCGAUUUUGGCGUGGCCGGUCAGCUCACGGACACGCAGAUCAAGAGGAAUACCUUCGUGGGCACCCCUUUCUGGAUGGCCCCUGAGGUCAUCAAGCAGUCAGCCUAUGACUCCAAGGCUGACAUCUGGUCCCUGGGCAUCACGGCCAUUGAGCUCGCCAAAGGGGAGCCGCCUCACUCGGACCUGCACCCUAUGAAGGUCUUGUUCCUCAUCCCAAAGAACAACCCCCCGACGCUGGAGGGCGCCUACAGCAGGCUGCUCAAAGACUUUGUGGAGGCCUGUUUGAACAAGGAGCCCGGCUUUAGACCCACCGCAAAGGAGCUGCUGAAGCACAAGUUCAUCAUCCGCAACGCCAAGAAGACGUCCUACCUGACGGAGCUCAUCGACCGCUACAAACGCUGGAAGGCUGAGCAGGGCCAGGAGGACUCCAGCCCCGAGAACUCCGACACGGAGACAGACGUGGAUGGCCAGGCCUCGGGGGGCAGUGACUCCGGGGACUGGAUCUUCACCAUCCGAGAGAAGGACCCGAAGAACCUGGAGAAUGGGACACUGCAGCCCUCAGACCUGGAGAGGGGUCAGAUGAAGGACAUCCCGAAGCGGCCUUUCUCACAGUGCUUAUCCACCAUCAUUUCUCCUCUUUUCACUGAGCUGAAGGAGAAGAGCAAUGCCUGUGGCGGUAACUUGGGGUCCAUCGAGGAGCUGCGCGGGGCCAUCUACCUGGCUGAGGAGGCUUGUCCCGGUAUCUCAGACACCAUGGUGGCCACACUGGUCCAGCGGCUCCAGAGAUACUCGCUAAGUGGCAGUGGAUCUUCGUCCCACUGAAAUCCCGUCGGCAUUUGGGGCUUUGGUUCCCCCCCUUUCUUCCCUCCUCCUCUGUUCAAGUCAGCCGGAGCCUCUGCCGAUGCUGCGGAACAGGGAACCUCUGAGGAGAGGCCCCCUUGCCGUGGGCGGGUGGUGGUGGAUACUUGCUGCCUCUCUCCCUCCUACCCACUUACCCACCCCGCUGGCCUCGGCCGGAUGUGGUCUCCGAAGGGGUGGGUGGGUGGGUGGACCCUGGACCACGGCUUCAGUUUCUUAUUCUUCAUUUCCAAGUUCUAACCUUCAUGCACCUGUCACAGAGAAGUGUCUUUGCAAAUGCAAACCCCGAAAUGUCGAUUUGGAAAUCACAAGGCGACUGAAGAAAUGAAACCUCAGGUAUCCUGCUUUAAGUGGAGGCCCCGGCCUCUCGCCCGGCCCGGGGCCUCACCGGUGGAUUUGUGUACAGUUUGUAUAUAACCUCAUUUUUACCGAAACCCUGUGGGCACACAUAAAGGAAUCACUGUGUACAAAAAAAAAAAAAAAAAAAAGAAAAGAAAAGAAAAAAAAGUGGCCCUGUGCUUCUGUAGAUAAUGUCUGUGGAGUAAAUAUUUGACAGGCCCUCACUCGCGUCUCUCUCGCCUUGCCUUUUAUUCUGACCUGUAUACAUUGGGAUGGACGUGACCAGUGAUUGGGGUUUUAUUUGGUAUUUGCAGGGUUUGCCAUUAAUAAUAAUGAAUUUCCCUUCUCCCCCCGGGAAACACUCCUGUUGGUACCUCAGCCACUGCACACCACCCUCGCACAUCUCCCUCUUCCGACCCCCUCAGCGCCACUUUUUGGUACACUGAGAAGCCGAUUCCUCCUCCUCUUCCUCCUCCUCCUCCUCAACGGUACUAUUUUGUAUAUGUUUCCAGUGGGAAGCCCUGUCGCCUCCCGAAGCUUUAAAGUGAUUUGCUUCAGUUCCUUCCGGACGCUGCGCUGUGCGCUCAUCUUAGGACCCUUGUUUGGAAUCGUGCCACGGGGCCUCGCCACCCUUAUUCCGUUUGCACCUUGUAGCCACGUCCACAGAGCAUCUCCCCGCCCCCCCCCACUCCCCCCCCCAACCUGUCUGAAUAGUCCCACCAAUAAAUUUUAUAACAUGC